CGCGCGGGGACCGGGCAGGCGCGGCGGUGGCUCCUCCCCGGCAGCGGCCGGAAGCUGCCGUGAGGCCUCAUUCAUCGCUGUCAGGACGGGGCAGCGGCGGAGGUUUCUUACAUUUGGCUUUUUAGUGACAGAGGAUGGAUUCUCAAAAGGAUGUUCAGCCACCAAAGCAGCAGCCAAUGAUUUAUAUCUGUGGAGAAUGUCACACAGAAAAUGAAAUAAAAGCAAGAGAUCCUAUCAGGUGUCGAGAAUGUGGAUACAGAAUAAUGUACAAGAAAAGGACAAAAAGAUUGGUGGUUUUUGAUGCCCGAUGAUGUGAACCCAAGAUGUAGCUGCUUUAUCUUAAUGCUGAAUUAUCUCUGAUAACUUUUGCUGUAUAAGAGUGUGCAGCUACAUGUACUUUUCCAUCCUGUUACCUGCUGUUAUAAGUUAUUUGUCUGCAAUAAAGUUUUAACAUCAGA
Molecule: messenger RNA, 458 nt
Organism: Alligator mississippiensis (American alligator)
Lineage: Eukaryota; Metazoa; Chordata; Crocodylia; Alligatoridae
Gene: POLR2K
Product: RNA polymerase II, I and III subunit K
Exons: 4
Coding region: 135-311 (58 amino acids)
Biological process (GO): DNA-templated transcription
Cellular component (GO): RNA polymerase II, core complex; RNA polymerase III complex; RNA polymerase I complex
Molecular function (GO): zinc ion binding; DNA-directed RNA polymerase activity; DNA binding
Source: RefSeq, a predicted model, not a curated record